Messenger RNA from Lathyrus sativus (Indian pea), 1374 nucleotides. NCBI's taxonomy places the organism in Eukaryota, Viridiplantae, Streptophyta, Magnoliopsida, Fabales, Fabaceae. The record is from the annotation of a GenBank genome assembly.
AUGGAAUCGAAAAACCCUACUAGGUUCAAGCUUGGGAAACAGUCGUCGCUAGCACCGGAACGAGAUAGGGAAGAGGAUGAAGUUCAUCAUGAAGGUGAUGCUAGUAUUGAUGCUGGAGUUAGGUUGAUGUAUUCGGCGAAUGAAGGUGAUGUUGAUGGAAUUCGUGAGGUGUUGGAAUCUGGUGUGAGUGUGAAUUUUAAGGAUGUUGAUGGACGUACUGCUCUUCAUAUUGCUGCUUGUCAGGGGUUAACUCAUGUUGUUGAUUUGUUGCUUGAGAAUGGUGCUGCUGUUGAUCCUAAAGAUCGAUGGGGGAGCACGCCCCUUGCAGAUGCUAUAUUCUAUAAAAACAAUGACGUGAUCAAACUAUUGGAGAAUCAUGGAGCAAAGCCUCUGAUGGCCUCUAUGCAUGUUAAUCAUGCACGUGAAGUCCCUGAAUAUGAAAUCGAUCCUAAAGAACUUGAUUUUACCAACAGUAAGGAAAUAACAAAGGGGACUUUCUGUAUUGCAUUGUGGCGUGGGACCGAGGUUGCGGUAAAAAAGCUUGGGGAGGACGUCAUAAUUAAUGAGGAGAAAGUGAAGGCUUUCAGAGACGAGCUUGCUCUGUUCCAGAAGAUUCGGCAUCCAAAUGUAGUACAAUUUCUUGGUGCUGUGACACAGAGUAGUCCAAUGAUGAUUGUGACAGAAUAUCUUCCCAAGGGAGAUCUUCGUGAUUUCAUGAAAAGAAAAGGAGCUUUAAAACCAAGUACAGCUGUUAGAUUUGCACUUGAUAUUGCUAGGGGAGUGGGUUAUUUGCAUGAAAAUAAACCAUCACCCAUUAUUCACCGUGAUCUCGAGCCUUCUAAUAUAUUGCGGGAUGAUUCCGGCCACCUAAAAGUUGCAGACUUUGGAGUUAGCAAGUUGCUAGCAGUUAAAGAAGACAAGCCUCUAACUUGCCAAGAUACUUCUUGCCGAUAUGUGGCUCCUGAGGUUUUUAAUCAAGAGGAAUAUGACACUAAAGUGGAUGUGUUCUCAUUUGCACUAAUUCUACAAGAGAUGAUUGAAGGCUGCCCUCCUUUUUCUGCAAAGCGUGACGACGAGGUUCCUAAGGUUUAUGCUUCAAAAGAGAGACCGCCCUUCCGAGCUCCUACUAAGCAUUAUUCUCAUGGAAUUCGAGAGUUGAUUGAAGAAUGUUGGAAUGAGAAUCCAGCAAAGAGGCCAACAUUCAGACAGAUAAUAACAAGGUUGGAAACCAUCUACAAUACAAUUGGUCAAAAAGGACGUUGGAAGGUUAGACCAUUGAGGUGCUUUCAGAAUCUGGAAGCUUUGUUGAAGAGAGACCGAUCAAAAUUAAGCAGCCGGGGAAGUUCAUCUCGUUCCUCUACCAGCCGUAUAUGA